Molecule: messenger RNA, 1245 nt
Organism: Prunus armeniaca (apricot)
Lineage: Eukaryota; Viridiplantae; Streptophyta; Magnoliopsida; Rosales; Rosaceae
Source: the annotation of a GenBank genome assembly
AUGGAGGAGCUGAAGGAUCGCCCUGGUCCGUCGUAUAAGUCGAAGAAAGUCCUUUAUUUAUGUUUCGGCGAGUAUUUUCCGGGCACUUGGGUUUAUUACUCUAUUCACGCCUUUAAUUUGGAGAAAAAUUGCCAUAUACUUCCGUUGGCAGAAUCCAUUGAAGUGGCUAAAACAAUGAGGUAUGUUCCCGUAAUUAUGGGUUCUGGUGUCUACGGCUCCAUGAUCGUUUUGGCAGGCGGCAUUAGACCGGGAUUCGAUGGAUUAGCCAAUUUCAUACCACGUCCGUGUAGCGAAGUUUAUGCGUUUGACACUGCGAUUAUGAAUUCACAUCUACCCGUUAUGAUACAGCGCCAUGGUCUCCUUCAACACGGGAAGACUAAACCCCUCGUGGUAGAGCACAAGGACAAUUUAUAUGUUCUCUCCCUGUUAACAGCUGAGGGGUUCGAGAUGUUCGACCCAAAAUAUGACACAUGGGUGACUUUGCCCGAGCCCCCAUUUUUCCACAGACGCUACCUUGGACGCCACACCAAUUGUGUUGUUGUAGGCAGUAAUAUCUUUGUGUCAUGUUUGUCUAGUAUCUACCGCUUUGACAUGGCUGACACCAGCCAAAUAUGGAAAGAGCACUCUUUUACCAACUGCACUGCAUUACCAUACAGAUGGAAUGAGAAAAGUUUAGCUCUGGAAAUGAGUGACGGGGAUUGGUUGAUUUUCACAUGUUUCCCAGAAUUGAGUUAUGACCCUGAUGAAAUCAAAGACAACCCUUGCUGCGACGAUUACGACUGCAACAACUCUAUUGUGGAUGAUUAUCCUCCUUAUCGUCAUCAGCUUGAUCUUCAUUUUGAAUGGCAUGGCACAUCUUUGCCUGCCUAUAUCAUGUCAAAGGACUUUACAUCACUCACACCUAUUCAACCUCUGCGCUUGCCUGAUGAUCUGUUACCUACUCAACCAGGCUGUGAAAGGUUGCGUGAUCUGUAUACGGCUAAACCCCGUGAAAUAGAUUAUAGGAUCGUCCAUCUAGGAGGUCAAGAGAUAUGUCUUGUAUUGUCUGUCGACACUGGAUUUGAGCGCAAUGGUGGAGUUUUGAGGAAGAUGCCGAUUUUUGUGACAAGUUUCGAAUUUCAACUUUCAGACAGUAAAGACUUGUUAACCAUCAAAAAGGGGUCUUCUAGUGUUCAAUGUUUUGAACUUGGUGCCAGCGUUUCAAAUGCAACUAAAUUAUCCAUGUGUGGUGCCUUUUGGCUGUAA